CAUCCACUUGGAGCUCAGUUCGCAGCUCAUUCCAUUCAGUUCGGGUUAUAGCUUCAAUAAACAAGUCAAUCGAAACGACCUAACAUAAUGCCUAAAUUUCCGACUAAGCGUUUUAACAACGAAGCUGCUCGCAACAGCAAGACACCAAAUAUCGCGAGGUAUACCAACUCACGCGCUCUGCGCUCCGUCUACAGCCAGUUGCCUGGUGCGGUGGGCGGUCAGAGAGCAGGAGGAGGAGCAAGUGAAGCUGGAGCUAGCACUGCGCCGGCUACAACGGCGCCGAAAUCGCCCCCACCACGCGUGUGGAACUGCAACAAGCCCAAGGUGGCGAAGCCAGCGAAUAGGACCUACAACGUUUAUGCCAAACGGCAGACCAAUUUCAUGGGCAAAGAGGGAUCCAAGAUGAGCAUCAGGCAGUGGGCACAUCCCCCGUAUCCCGUGCACCGUUCCAAGGAGCAGAGGAACAGACAGAAAGAAAGACCACGCAAUUUCGAGGCGUUCUAUGUGCCCUUUGAGCCACUGGAGUCCUUGAACCAGUCUUUCUUUGUGCCGCUAGACGACAACCGAGAAAUGCCCCAACCCAGGCGUCAGAGAACCAAAGCAGAGAUCCUCCCAGCAGAGGCGAAAGCCAAGGAGCAGCCGCGUAAUAACUCCUUCCAGCGGCUGCUCCCAGCAGGAGAGCGUUAUGCGCUGAAGACCGCCGAGAUGGCCAGCCUGAUAGCGAAGGCCAAGUCACGCCAGCGGAUGCUGAAGGCCAGCGAGGAGAUGAAAGUGGAUGAUGGGCCCUUGCUGCCACCUCCGCCGCAGUUCGCCGAAGAUUCCAGUGAGUCCAGCAAGCGACUGAUGCUCCAACGCUCCCGCACGGAGACGCUCUUCUCGACCUUCGACUGCGACGAGAUGCUGUACAAGUACGCCUGUCGUCUGCCCUAUAUCCGGGAUCCGGCCAAUCCCAAUGGCACACGACCGAGGAUGCCACGAUAUCCGUCCAAGUUGACGAUCUAAAUUGAAAGGCAGUCAUCCACUUGGCUGCAUUUCCACUUCCUUAUAUUUUGUUAUUUCCCGAGUUGGCGCCCAAAAAUCUUUAAUUUGUUUUGGAUUUUCACUGAAACCCGAGGUCCUUUCGGGUCAUGCAGGAUUGGUUCCGCCUUUGCAUUUAAAAGACUAUCCUGUAGACAGUGAAUUAAAGUAAAUAGUAUUCCAUUCAAUCGUCUUUCAUCGAAAGGAAAACUAAUAUAUUUAUUUUAAGGGUUGGAAAGGGUUUUCAUCUAUUGGAUACAUAUAUAGAUUAAGUUAGUAUUUGUAAAUGUUCAUUAAAUUUGUAAAUUGAAUGUGAAUAAGCAAUACAUUCUUAUGUACUCAUUUAACUUGUUACAUCCU
Messenger RNA from Drosophila suzukii, 1377 nucleotides. RefSeq lists its product as uncharacterized. The record is from RefSeq and is a predicted model, not a curated record. Lineage: Eukaryota; Metazoa; Arthropoda; Insecta; Diptera; Drosophilidae.